Knipowitschia caucasica is the source of this 2292-nucleotide messenger RNA. The record is from the annotation of a GenBank genome assembly. Lineage: Eukaryota; Metazoa; Chordata; Actinopteri; Gobiiformes; Gobiidae.
AUGAAACUUUCUUAUAAAGAGCUGCAGCAGUUCCAUGGGGUGCGGCGUUUCGACCUGGACCGUUCAUGUUGUUUUGGAGCGUUACUUCUGGAUGAGGAGAGAGGACGGCUUUUUGUUGGGGCCAAAAACUUUCUCCUCUCAUUAUCUUUGGACAACAUUGCCAAACAGGAGCACAAGAUUUACUGGCCCGCCCCGGUGGACUGGAGAGAGGAGUGUAACUGGGCAGGCAAAGACAUCACUACUGACUGUGUGAACUACGUGAAGCUGCUGCACCAUUACAACCGCACCCAUCUGUAUGCCUGCGGCACCGGGGCCUUCCAUCCCACCUGCGCCUUUGUGGAGAUCGGCAACCGGAUGGAGGAUCACGUGUUCCGCAUCGACCCGUCAAAGGUAGAGGAUGGAAAAGGGAAGAGUCCGUACGACCCCAGACACCAGGCCGCCUCCGUUCUCGUCGGAGACGAGCUGUACGCUGGAGUGGCCACAGACCUGAUGGGGCGAGACUUCACCAUCUUCAGGAGUUUGGGCAAAAGGCCAUCGAUAAGAACAGAACAGCACGACUCACGCUGGCUCAAUGAGCCAAAGUUCAUAGGCUCGUUCUGGGUUCCUGAAAGCGAGAAUCCAGACGACGAUAAAGUUUUUUUCUUCUUCCGGGAGACGGCGGUGGAGGCGCAGGGCAUCGGCAAAUCGACGUACUCUCGCAUUGGGCAGUUGUGUCGAAAUGACCUGGGAGGACAGAGGAGCCUGGUGAACAAAUGGACCACGUUCUUGAAAACUCGCCUGAUUUGUUCCGUUCCCGGAGCUGACGGCAGUGACACGUAUUUUGACGAACUCCGAGACGUCUUCCUGCUGCAGACCAGGGACAGGAAGAACCCCCUGGUCUACACCGUCUUCUCCACGUCCAGCAGUGUGUUCAAGGGCUCUGCUGUGUGUCUCUACUCUAUGAAUGACAUCCGCAGAGCUUUCCUCGGGCCCUUCGCUCAUAAAGAGGGACCCAACUACCAGUGGAUCCCCUUCCAGGGAAAAGUGCCCUACCCCCGCCCCGGCAUGUGUCCCAGUAAGACGUUUGGCAGUUUUGAGUCGACCAAAGGUUUCCCAGACGAGGUGAUCCAGUUUGCUCGCCACCACCCGCUCAUGUACAACCCGGUAUACCCCCUGAACCGAAAGCCGGUCUUUGUCAGGACCAACGUGGACUACAGCUUCACACAGUUGGCAGUGGAUCGAGUCAACGCAGCCGAUGGCCAGUACGACGUCAUGUUCAUCGGCACAGACAAAGGGACAGUGUUAAAGGUGAUCAGUGUUCCCAAAGAGAGCUGGAACAAUAUGGAAGAGCUACUACUGGAGGAGCUGGAGGUUUUUAAGGACAACUCAGCAAUCAUCAACAUGCAGAUCUCUUCUAAACGGCAACAGCUGUAUCUGGGCUCGGACACUGGACUGGCACAGGUGCCUCUCCAUCGCUGCAGUGUGUAUGGGAAAGCCUGUGCGGAGUGCUGCUUAGCCCGGGACCCCUACUGUGCCUGGGAUGGGACCUCCUGUACGCGAUACCUGCCCAAUACUAAGAGACGUUUCCGACGGCAGGAUGUGAGGAACGGAGACCCCAACACUCUUUGCUCAGGAGACCAUCAUAAGCACCGCGUCUCAGAGAAGAAGCUGUACGGUGUGGACGGCAGCAGCACGUUCCUGGAGUGUAUCCCCAAAUCUCUGCAAGCUCAGGUCACGUGGACUUACCAGAAGACGCCCCAAAGCCAACGAGAAGAGGUGCGUCUAGACGACCGCCUCUUACACACCGAGCGUGGGCUGCUGAUUCGCCGCUUGCUGAAGCGUGACGCCGGCCUGUACCAGUGCCACGCCAUGGAGCACGGCUUCACUCAGACCCUGUUGGGCAUCACCCUGGAGGUCGUCCCCUCCGUCACCCCCCAGGAGCCCCCCUCCAAACUGGACCCUCGCACCUCCAACCCCGCCCACUCUCACCCCUCCACCAAUCAGAAGCUGUGGUACCGUGACUUCAUGCAGCUCGUGGACCACCCCAACCUCAGCACCGUGGACCAGAUCUGUGAACAGGUGUGGGCGCGCAAACAGGCCACCAACCACCUAACGCCAGAAAAAGGCAUUGUGGGAAGUGCAGGCAAAGAUCACUCUGCUGCACAGCCAGCAGGGAGCGCUCCGGGGCAGGGCGCGGCCAACAGGCCCAAUAAUAAGAAGUGGAAACAUCUGCAGGAGAUCCGGAAAGGCAGGAACAGGAGAACGCACGAGGGGAAAUCGAACCCUCGCACGCCUCGCUCGGCCGGGGAGUGA